This is a messenger RNA of Panicum virgatum (switchgrass), 1288 nucleotides long. Its product is annotated as rRNA 2'-O-methyltransferase fibrillarin 1-like. Gene Ontology annotation, biological process: box C/D sno(s)RNA 3'-end processing; rRNA methylation. The coding region runs from base 366 to 1103 and encodes 245 amino acids. The record is from RefSeq and is a predicted model, not a curated record. The transcript has 6 exons. Lineage: Eukaryota; Viridiplantae; Streptophyta; Magnoliopsida; Poales; Poaceae. Gene Ontology annotation, molecular function: histone H2AQ104 methyltransferase activity; rRNA methyltransferase activity; RNA binding. Gene Ontology annotation, cellular component: small-subunit processome; box C/D methylation guide snoRNP complex; nucleolus.
GAAAUCUAAACCCUCCACCUCAUCGGAGGCGGCGGGUACGAGGUGAUCGUCGACGAGUCACCACCAUGAGGCCACCACUACGAGGCAAGCUAGCUAGCAACGGAAACCAUGGUGUCAAUUGUCAUACGCCUUACGGCUCAAUUCCUCGAUCAGUCUGACUGGAUGUUUCCCUCGCCGUAGGACGACGCGGCGGGAGGGUAGGAGGAAGAGGCGACGGCGGAGGCCGCGCCUUGAGGGCAGGCGGAGGCAAUGGCGGAGACCGCGGCGGCCGGAAGGGAGGGGGUAGGAACGGCCCGUGGAGAGCGGACACCAGGGGUAGGAGGCCUGGAGGCAGGACGCCGGCCGGCGGUGGCCGCGUUGGCGGCAUGAAGGGCGGGAGAAAGGCGGUGGUGCAGCCGCACAAACACGGCGGCGUCUUCAUCAGCAGGGCCAAGGAGGACGCGCUCUGCACCAGGAACAUGUGCCCCGGCGAGUCCGUCUACGGCGAGAAGCGCGUCUCCGUCCAGAAUGAGGAUGGGACAAAGGUCGAGUACAGGGUGUGGAACCCCUUCCGAUCCAAGCUGGCUGCUGCUGUGCUUGGCGGUGUUGACAACAUCUGGAUUGCUCCUGGCCAACGGGUCCUCUACCUUGGUGCUGCAUCAGGAACAACCGUGUCUCAUGUCUCUGAUAUUGUUGGACCGGAAGGGUUGGUCUAUGCUGUUGAGUUCUCUCACAGGAGUGGAAGGGACCUUGUCAAUAUGGCCAAGAAGAGGACCAAUGUGAUCCCCAUUAUUGAGGAUGCCAGGCACCCGGCAAGGUACCGGAUGUUGAUCGGCAUGGUUGAUGUUAUCUUCUCUGAUGUCGCACAGCCGGACCAGGCUAGGAUCUUAUCCCUCAACGCCUCAUAUUUCCUGAAAUGCGGCGGUCAUUUUGUCAUGUCAAUCAAGGCGAACUGCAUCGACUGCACGCAGCCUGCGGAGGCAGUGUUUGCCAGCGAGGUGGAGAAGCUGAAGCUGGAGCAGUUCAAGCCGGCGGAGCAGGUGACCCUGGAGCCCUUCGAGCGCGACCACGCCUGCGUCGGCGGCGGCUACAGGAUGCCCAAGAAGCAAAAGCCAUCUCAAUAAGAAAGUUUUAAUCACCGAUGUUACACAUACAUAUAAAUGUUGAUGGAGCUUGGAGGUCUGAUAGGUUUUACAGCUACCUGCUUUGAGUAGGUCUUUGUGAAAGUUUUGAGUAGGUCUUGGACAAAGUUUUGAGCAGGUCCUGGUUGAAUAAUCAUGAGCUUUGCACUGCCACGCAGUUUUCAUCU